AUGAGCCAUAUGUUCCAUGGGGCCUAUUCCUUCAACAAGCCAAUUGGUUCGUGGAACACUUCUAGCGUGACGAGUAUGACGCACAUGUUUGCGAGUGCGACUUUCUUCAACCGUCCGAUUGGCGCUUGGAAGACGUCCGCCGUGAAUGACAUGAGCCACAUGUUCAGCUUUGCCAAAGACUUUAACCAGGCGAUUGGGACGUGGGAUACGUCCGCCGUUGUGGACAUGAGCUCAAUGUUUCUCAAUGCCAGCACAUUCAAUGCGAUGAUUGGUUCUUGGAACACGUCGGGGGUGAGGUUCAUGCAAAACUUGUUCAGGUCUGCAGCUUUGUUUGACAAGCCCCUUGUCUCCUGGGACAUUUCGUCGGCAGUGAAUUUGAGCUGCAUGUUUUGCUGGACGGCCUCUUACAAUCAAUGGGUUGGAACUUGGAACACCUCAGCCGUGCGCGACAUGAGCUACAUGUUCUACCAUGCUUCCUCUUUUAAUCAACAGGUGAGUCUCUGGGACACGUCACACGUCAGUGACAUGAGCCACAUGUUUGGGCAUGCUGCGGCCUUCAACAAGCCGCUUGACUCCUGGAACACGUCUGCUGUGAGGGACAUGGGCUGUAUGUUCUGUGGGGCUUAUGCAUUCAAUCAUCCCGUUGCUACGUGGAACACUUCCUCGGUGAGAGACAUGAGCUACAUGUUUUGGAAUGCCGUUGUAUUCAACAAGCCCUUGGGUGUCUGGGACACUUCAGCAGUCACCAACAUGAAGGGCAUGUUUGGAUUCAGAAUCCCCGGUUGCCCAUCCCGUCGCCGUCGUGACGCUGACUGUCCUUCACCGGUGUUUGACCAGCCGGUUGGUGACUGGAAUACUGCAGCCGUGACUGAUAUGAGCUCCAUGUUUCAAGGCGCAAAGGUCUUUAAUCAGCUGAUUGCUGGAUGGGACACAUCUGCGGUCUACAACAUGAGCCACAUGUUCGAUGGCGCUGGGAUGUUCGACCAGCCCAUUGGAACGUGGAACACCUCGGUUGUCCAGGACAUGAGCUACAUGUUUCAUCAGGCCGCUGCCUUUAACCGGCAGAUUGGUGCCUGGGACACUUCGGCAGUUACUACCAUGAAAUACAUGUUCGCCGGUGCCUUGCGUUUCAACCGACUGAUCAACACAUGGGUGACAGGAGCAGUUCGCGAUAUGAGCUACAUGUUUUUCGGCUGGCUUGAUGGUCAGGUAGCACUUAGCUUCUUCAACCAGCCGCUUGACGCUUGGGACACUUCGGCCGUGGAAGACAUGCGCGGAAUGUUUUCACACGCAGGGCGUUUUGACCAGCCAUUGGGAACCUGGAAGACAUCGAAGGUGCGAGACAUGAGUUCCAUGUUCUACUUCGCAGACUCUUUCAACCGGCCGAUAGGCUCCUGGAACACAUCAGCUGUGACUGCCAUGGGUAGCAUGUUUGCACUUGCACGUCGUUUCAACAAGCCCCUUGCUGCGUGGGACACUUCCUCAGUGAUUGAUAUGAGCAACAUGUUCUCUUCAUCUCCUUUCAAUCAACUGAUUGGUGCAUGGAAUACCUCCUCGGUGAGGGACAUGAGUGGCAUGUUUUCGCAAGCGUCCUUCAAUCAAGACAUUGGCAAUUGGAACACCUCUGCGGUGAGAACAAUGAGGCUCAUGUUUUCUCUAACUACCUCUUUCAACCAAAAGAUCGGCAAUUGGAACACCUCGGCGGUCCGAGACAUGAGCCUCAUGUUCGAUCGCGCGACAGCCUUCAAUCAAUCGAUAGGUGAUUGGGAUACCUCGGCAGUGACGAACAUGUUGGGGAUGUUCCAGCAGACUGUGGCUUUCAACCAGCCGAUCGGUGCUUGGAACACCUCGGCUGUGAACAGCAUGUCCAGAAUGUUCUCCAACGCGUGGGCUUUCAACCAGUCGAUUGGUGCCUGGGACACUUCAGCAGUGGAAGACAUGAGCCACAUGUUCGACGGAGCUUCAGAGUUCAAUCAGCCCAUCGGAAAUUGGAACACCUCGGCCGUUAAGGACAUAAGAGAUAUGUUCUCUGGUUCCCAUUUCAACCAGCUUAUUGGCUCUUGGGAUGUUCAGCAUGCUCGUGGAGCAGAUGAGGUUCAAUCUUUCUGGAGGCUCUCCAAAGCGGCGAAGUGUUCCAUAAGUCAGUCAUGGCUUCUCGCACGGCCGGUUGUUGGCAGCCUUGCCUGUCCCAGCUGUCAAGAGAUAAAGGUUGCCUGCCCCGCCGGCUCAGAGUUUGCCUGCGUGGCGGGGACGUGCAGACCCAUCAACGGCAACUUCAUCGAGCUUGGAAGGGCAGUCUGGGCUCCCAGCCCCAGCACAGCUGUCGGCUCCGGAUGUAGGGAGACAUGUGCAGCUUGGGAAAACUGCACUGGCUUCCUUCUGCUGAAAGACGGCGGCUGCAGCACGCUGCAUGGCGGGCUGCCGAUCAAGCGCGGAGAAGGACAUGCUCUGGCCGCCACUCUGGCCUUUGUCAAAAGAGAUUGCUCCUUGUUUUCCUGCCCAGUGGGGAGUGUGCCUGUGAAACAGUCCGGCAAAGACGAUUUCAAUGCUGCGACUUGCUGCACUUGCCUGCCACACCUGGUGGAAGAACGACGAGGAGCUGCUCUGCACUGCCGCUGCCCUCCGCACCAGUAUGGCCAUGCCCCCGAUUGUUACAGCUGUGGCCCUGGUUCAUAUCCGGACCGCUACGCCCAGUUGAACGCCCAGUUCGGCUAUCGGCAGCCUUGCUUGGAAUGUGAAUCUGGAAGAUUCUCUCCCGGCAACGUUAGUGAAUGCUCUACUUGCCCUUUCACAAUUCAUGAGGACCAGUGCAUCUGGUGGCCCACUUUGCUGUGGGCACUUGGGACUCUGGCCGGGAUUGGCACUAUCUUCCUAAUGAUCUCUCUGGUGGCCAGGAAACUGUCGCCGAUAGCCCUGAGGUGGCACGAGCACAAGCAGGAGGAAUUGCGCAAGCAGCGGUUGGAACAGGAGUUGCAGGCCUUGGCAGUUCUGCGCGCACAACAGAGCCGGGUUGCCGGAGUCAGCAUGCGCUACUUGCUCUCAGACGAUUUCGCAGCUUUGGCAAGGCAGCGGACGGGAAUCGUUGAUCCGACUUUCAACGACAUGAAAGAUGCUUUCUGGUUGUGUGUGAACCCGCUUGGAAAGGAGAUCCUGUGCCCACGUGAUGGUCGCCCGGGUUGUGCGCUGGUGGACUGGAUUCCGCGAGAUGAUGCCAAGGAGCAAACACAUUUUAUGUCAUGGACCUGGCGCUACAGCUUGUCUCAAGUGCAGAGCGCACUGGAGAUGUACCAGGCAAAUGCUCCUAUGGCAGUCGUGGCGAGGCAUGUGUCCUUUUUCAUGUGCUUCUUCGUCAAUAACCAAUUUCGCAUCGUGGUGGAGGGCAGUGGUACUGGCAGCGAAGAUUUGGAGCGCGUGUUCCGACAGAACUUGGUCCGAACUGGCCAGAUGAUUGCGAUCCUGGACACAUGGGUACAGCCGGUGUACCUCAACAGAGUGUGGACUAUCUAUGAGCAGUUCGUCGCUUCUUCGAUGGACAUCCCAGUAACCUUCCUCAUGCCGGAAGCUGCUUCCAAAUCACUGCAGGAACAGAUCGAACGUGGUGCUGAAGGCAUCAGCCACAUCAUUGAAUCCGUGAGCAUGGUGGAUGUAGCAACCGCGAAAGCUUGGAAGCCAGAAGACGAGACCAAAGUGAAGUCAGUAAUCCAGGGCAGUGUAGGCUUCGAGCAGGUGAAUCGACACGUCGUGGAAGUCAUGGUCCAGUGGAUAGGGAAUGCAGUGAAGGGUCAAUUUCAGCAGCGGGUGCACGAAGCUCGUCAAAGCCGGGCUCGAGGUCCAGGGAAGACCAUCACUUCGCUGUGA
Symbiodinium sp. CCMP2592 is the source of this 3858-nucleotide messenger RNA. NCBI's taxonomy places the organism in Eukaryota, Dinophyceae, Suessiales, Symbiodiniaceae. The record is from the annotation of a GenBank genome assembly.